Molecule: messenger RNA, 1023 nt
Organism: Meyerozyma guilliermondii ATCC 6260
Lineage: Eukaryota; Fungi; Ascomycota; Pichiomycetes; Serinales; Debaryomycetaceae
Exons: 1
Coding region: 1-1023 (340 amino acids)
Molecular function (GO): NAD+ binding; protein-malonyllysine demalonylase activity; protein-succinyllysine desuccinylase activity
Source: RefSeq, a predicted model, not a curated record
AUGGAAGGCACAGAAGACGAACGUAGAAACCAAAAUAUAGAUGAGAUAAUCAAUAAUGAAUGUAAUAUUGCAAUUCUGCAAUCUAAUCAGAUAAUGCUCGCUUUGCAGCUUCAUGCAACUUUGACAGGCGCGAAUCUCAUUGCAUUCACUCCGCCGAUGUCGAACAUGUUUGCCGAGUUCCACGACCAUCUUCGGGCUCUGAAGCGAAUCAUAGCGCUUGUGGGAGCUGGACUAUCGGCAUCUUCUGGUCUACCGACAUUUCGAGGAACUCAAGGACUUUGGAAAAAUUUCAAUAUGAUCGACUUGGCGACUCCGGAUUCGUUUUAUAUAGAUCCCGGGUUGGUUUGGCAAUUUUAUUCGUGGAGACGACAACUAGCACUUGAAGCACAACCCAAUAAUGGUCACAGGGCAUUAGCAAAGCUUUCUCAUGUUCACAAAGACUUCAUUACAAUUACUCAAAAUGUCGAUGGCUUGCUGGCUCGAGCCAACCAUAAUCCCGAACGACUAUUGGAAUUGCAUGGAUCACUCUUUGAACUCAAAUGUACGGGGUUCACCUGCAAUUACAUCGACCACGAAAACUUUAACCAUCCUCUUACCCCACAAUUGGCAGGAACCGAACAAGAAAAAGAGAGUAGUGAUGGUUCACCAGAAUUUACUCCAGUGAAACAACUUUCCGAAAAAGAUCUUCCAUGUUGUCCAGUGUGCGGAGAAUUGCUUCGACCUGGAGUAGUAUGGUUUGGAGAAUCACUUCCAUUGAUAACCAUCGAUACAAUUGAUAAUUUUCUUCAACAGGGAAAGGUCGAUUUGAUACUAGUAAUUGGUACUAGCGGAACAGUAUAUCCUGCCAACAGCUACGUUGAACGAGUACGUUUACAGGGCGGAAAGGUUGCGAUAUUCAAUACAGAUAUCGAAGAGGAUAUUUUGCAGGGAAAACAGAAGGAUACUUGGGGCUUUCAUGGCGAUGCAGCCGAGCUUCUUCCAUUGGCAUUGGAGCCAUUAAUAGGUCAACUAUCGGAACGAUAG